AUGGCCAAUUGCUGCAACUGGCUCAAGAGGUGGCGGGAACCGGUCAGAAAGGUGACCCUUGUGAUGGUGGGACUUGAUAACGCUGGUAAAACUGCAACAGCAAGGGGAAUCCAAGGAGAACAUCCUGAAGAUGUGGCUCCUACUAUUGGAUUUUCCAAAAUUGACCUUAGACAAGGGAAGUUUGAAGUCACCAUCUUUGACUUGGGAGGUGGAAAGAGAAUUCGGGGAAUCUGGAAGAAUUACUAUGCUGAAUCCUAUGGAGUAAUAUUUGUUGUGGAUUCCAGUGAUGAAGAGAGAAUGGAAGAGACAAAAGAAACAAUGUCAGAAGUUCUGAGACAUCCCAGGAUAUCAGGAAAGCCUGUAUUGGUAUUAGCCAAUAAGCAAGACAAGGAAGGGGCUUUAGGAGAAGCUGAUGUGAUUGAAUGUCUAUCUUUGGAAAAACUGGUCAAUGAACACAAAUGCCUAUGUCAAAUAGAACCUUGCUCAGCAGUCUUGGGGUAUGGGAAGAAGAUUGAUAAGUCCAUUAAGAAAGGGCUUUAUUGGUUGCUACAUAUCAUUGCAAGAGACUUUGAUGCUUUAAAUGAACGCAUCCAAAAAGAUACAGCAGAACAACGUGCUCUUGAGGAGCAAGAGAAAAGAGAAAGGGCUGAACGAGUGCAAAAAUUACGAGAAGAAAGAGAAGAAAAAGAACGAGAUCAGGCUGAUGGGAACAAUGGUGUAGCUGAGUUGGACCCAGAGCCAAUUAUUGUUAAUCCUUUCCAGCCGAUAGCAUCUGUGAUCCUUGAGAAUGAAAAAAAACUUGAAAAAGAGAGAAAGAGGCAGAAGAUGGAGAAAGACAUCGAUGGCUGCCGCCUGAAACAUAAAGUGGAACAUGAACAAAUAGAGACCCAGAGCCAGAUCAGUGACAGUAGCCAAAACAAUGACUUUGGAACAGUAGAAAAUUACAAGGAAGUGUUAACACAGCAGUUGGAGAAUGAAGAUGAGACAGACCAGCAGUCUUCAGAAUCAGAUAACAAUAAAAAAAAACCUAAAAAACUAAGAAUAAAAAGGAGUCACCGGGUAGAACCAGUUAAUACAGAUGAUUCUGCUCCUAAGAGUGCAACACCACCACCCCCUCCUCCACCUGUUGGCUGGGGAACCCCCAAAGUCACUAGACUUCCAAAACUUGAGCCUCUUGGUGAAACACGUCAUAAUGAUUUCUAUGGGAAGCCACUGCCUCCCCUGCUGGUACGUCAGAAACCUAACAGUGAUGCCCAUGACGUGAUCUCAUAA
Messenger RNA from Orycteropus afer afer, 1272 nucleotides. NCBI's taxonomy places the organism in Eukaryota, Metazoa, Chordata, Mammalia, Tubulidentata, Orycteropodidae. The record is from RefSeq and is a predicted model, not a curated record.